AUGUCCAGUUCUGAACAGGCUCCGAGUAAUCUGUUUAGCGCAAGAACAGGCAACACGGCACUUGGUAUCAGCAUCAUCGUUUUCGUCUCGAUCGCUCUAUACAACGCCCUCGAGCUGGCCGUUCUGAUCCCUCUUAGCUUUCGUCGCUACCGCAGUCUCUAUUUCUGGGCCUUGUUGACCUCUGCUGUGUUCGGGGUCAUUCCCGCGACCAUCGGGCCGCUCUUUCAAUUUUUUAGCCUUGCGCCAUUAUGGCUGAGUAUGGUCUUGUCGAAUGUGGGAUUCGUGAUGAUGGUGCCGAAUCAGUCAGUGGUGCUGUAUUCCCGGCUCCAUCUUGUAAACCAGACUCCAUGGAUUCUCAACUUCGUGCGAUGGCUAGUCGUCUUGGGCUUCCUGGUGGUAGUCAUUCCGACGAUUGUGUUGAAUGUGGGCUCGACCUACAUGCCCCACUCAUCGCCGUGGUUGCGCGGGUUUGCCGUCACUGAGCGGAUCCAAUUGACCUGGUUCUCAGCUCAGGAAUCUUUGAUUUCGACGAUCUAUAUCUGGAAUACCAUUCGCCUGAUUCGACUCAGUCCGGAGGGGGACAAGCGCCGGCAUAAGAUCCUAUAUGAAUUACUCUUGAUUAACGUUCUUGCUAUAGUCAUGGAUCUGGCGUUGGUGAUUCUGCAAUAUCUCGAUUUCUAUUUCACGCAGGUUAUCCUGAAAGGCACUGUAUACAGCAUCAAGUUGAAGCUUGAGUUCGCUGUGCUUGGUAUGUUGGUCUCCAUUGUACAGUCCCAUAGCUCCGGAACUCCGACCUGGCAGGCCGACUGUACAUCCAGUUUGUCUUAG
Molecule: messenger RNA, 828 nt
Organism: Penicillium macrosclerotiorum
Lineage: Eukaryota; Fungi; Ascomycota; Eurotiomycetes; Eurotiales; Aspergillaceae
Exons: 1
Coding region: 1-828 (275 amino acids)
Source: RefSeq, a predicted model, not a curated record